GCUCCCGCUCCCGCUCCCGCCCGGCUCGGUGCUCCCCGCCCGCGGCGCCGCUCGGGCUCGCUGUGUCCCGGCCUCGGGCGGUUCGCGGGCGCCGAGCCCUGCCUCCUCCUCCUGGGGAUGCUGCGCCUGUGAGGGGCGGGGGCUCGUUUGACCCGCGCGCCUCGGGAGCCGCGGAGCCCGCUUCGUGUUGCCAUUCGUGUUCCUGCCCUCGGGGGAGUCCGCCGGCCCUGCGAGCCGCGUGGAUCCCGUCCGGUCCGCACGUCGCCGGGCCGCCGCUCCCCGGGUCCGAGGACGAGCGCUGUAUGUAGAUGAAUCGUUCUGAAAAGGACAUGGAUGAAAAUGAAAGCAACCAAUCUCUGAUGACAAGCAGCCAAUAUCCUAAAGAAGCAGUAAGGAAACGCCAAAAUUCAGCACGGAGUUCUGUGGGAAGUGAUUCUUCUAGGCUUUCCAGGAAAAGUUUCAAACUAGAUUACAGACUAGAGGAAGAUGUGACCAAAUCAAAGAGAGGAAAGGAUGGCAGAUUUGUUAACCCGUGGCCAACUUGGAAGGAUCUCUCCAUCCCAAAUGUUCUCCGAUGGCUGAUAAUGGAAAAAAAUCACAGUGGUGUUCCAAGCUCCAAAGAGGAACUGGACAAGGAGCUCCCGGUGCUGCGGCCCUACUUCGUCGACCGCCCCGAGGCCGCGGGGGUGAGCGGGGCGGGCCUGCGGGUCACGUGGCUGGGCCACGCCACGGUCCUGGUGGAGAUGGACGGGCUGGUGCUCCUCACCGACCCGGUGUUCAGCCCGCGCGCCUCCCCGUGGCAGCGCGUGGGGCCGCGGCGCUUCCGGCGGGCGCCCUGCUCGGUGGCCGAGCUGCCCGCGGUGCACGCCGUCGUCCUCAGCCACAACCACUACGACCACCUGGACUGCGGCUCGGUGCGCGCGCUCAACGAGCGCUUCGGGCCCGAGCUCCGCUGGUUUGUGCCCCUGGGCCUCCUGGACUGGAUGCAGAAGUGCGGCUGCGAGAACGUGAUCGAGCUGGACUGGUGGGAGGAGAACUGCGUGCCCGGGCACGACAGCGUCACCUUCGUCUUUACGCCCGCCCAGCACUGGUGCAAGAGGACCCUCCUGGACGACAACAGGGUUCUGUGGGGCAGCUGGGCCGUCCUGGGGCCUUGGAGCCGCUUCUUUUUCGCCGGAGACACUGGCUACUGCUCAGCUUUCGAAGAGAUAGGAAGGAGGUUUGGCCCUUUUGACCUGGCAGCUAUUCCCAUCGGAGCGUACGAACCGAGGUGGUUUAUGAAAUACCAGCACGUGGACCCAGAAGAAGCUGUGAGGAUUCACAUUGACGUUCAAACAAAGAAAUCUGUGGCUAUUCACUGGGGGACUUUUGCUUUAGCAAAUGAGCAUUACUUAGAGCCCCCAGUGAAGCUGAGUGAGGCUCUAGGAAGAUACGGACUUAACUCAGAAGAUUUUUUUGUCUUGAAGCAUGGAGAAUCCAGAUACCUCAACGCCGAUGAGGAAAACUGAAUAAAUGUGAGCACAGGAGCUCUUAGUGACUAAGGUAUCCUCUAAGAAAGACCAAGGAAUUCCUGAAUAUGAGAAUUUUUUUUUACAUUGGGAAACAACUUCUGCAAAUUAGUGUUUUAUGUUUUGCGUGGUAACUUGCUUGCUCCUCCGACUGCCAGUUCAUACAGAGAAAGAAGAGUUCAGAGGUGGGUCAUUUCCAUAAUGAAUUGGUGACGGGGGAUUAAAAUCUUGUCUUAAUGGUA
Canis lupus familiaris (dog) is the source of this 1750-nucleotide messenger RNA. It is a transcript of the gene NAPEPLD, whose product is annotated as N-acyl phosphatidylethanolamine phospholipase D. The record is from RefSeq and is a predicted model, not a curated record. The transcript has 5 exons. The coding region runs from base 309 to 1508 and encodes 399 amino acids. NCBI's taxonomy places the organism in Eukaryota, Metazoa, Chordata, Mammalia, Carnivora, Canidae. Gene Ontology annotation, cellular component: membrane-bounded organelle; cytoplasm. Gene Ontology annotation, molecular function: zinc ion binding; N-acylphosphatidylethanolamine-specific phospholipase D activity. Gene Ontology annotation, biological process: N-acylethanolamine metabolic process; N-acylphosphatidylethanolamine metabolic process.